Messenger RNA from Loxodonta africana (African savanna elephant), 571 nucleotides. Its product is annotated as protein S100-A10-like. Gene Ontology annotation, molecular function: calcium-dependent protein binding; transmembrane transporter binding; calcium ion binding. The record is from RefSeq and is a predicted model, not a curated record. Gene Ontology annotation, cellular component: cytoplasm. Lineage: Eukaryota; Metazoa; Chordata; Mammalia; Proboscidea; Elephantidae. The transcript has a single exon. The coding region runs from base 94 to 474 and encodes 126 amino acids.
CAGACAGAUGACAUGAUUUCAGCAGGACUUCUGUUUUCAUUCAAAAAAGGCAGAGGAAGCCACUGGCCCUGUGUCCCAGUUCCCUGAGCGUCCAUGCCACGCCUUCCGGCCAAGGCUCCAACAGACCUCACCAAAAUGCCAUCUCAAAUGGAACACGCCAUGGAAAUGAUGAUGUUCACAUUUUACCAAUUUGCUGGGGAUAAAGGCUACUUAACAAAGGAGGACCUGAGACUGCUCAUGGUCCCUGGAUUUUUAGAAAACCAAAAAGACCCUCUGGUUCUGGACAAAAUAAUGAAGGAUCUGGACCAGUGUCGAGAUGGCAAAGUAGGCUUCCAGAGCUUCUUUUCACUACUUGCUGGGCUCACCAUCGCAUGCAAUGACUACUUUGUAGUGCACAUGAAGCAGAAGGAAAAGAAGCAGAAGAAGGCAGAAUCAAAGAGUCACUCGCAAGAGCUAUCCCGAAGAGGUGCUUAAAGAAUCUGCCCCACAGCUUCCCCGUGCAUAAGGAUUUCAUGAGCAGACUGGGGCCCUUUAGAAUAUGUACAAAUAAAAUCCAAGUCGCAUUUGACCA